AGUUGCCUCUAUUACUUUGUCCAUACAUUGAAGCAGCAGUAUUGAGGUCUCUACAUUACAUAGCCGACAUUGCAUGGCUGAAUAAAGCGGCUUUCAACAUCAAAUAUGUGGAAUUCCAACUGAGAAUCUCAUUUGUAGAAUAAAAAGUACUGCAGCUCCUUCAUUUCUUCAUUGAUACAAAAAAGGAGAUCAGACACUGACAUUGAACCGGAGGAAAUUUCAUCAAGAGAAAGGGGAAAAAUAGAAACUAAAAAAUUUAAAAGAGUAAUAAGCAAUUAUCGGCCUUUUUGCUACAGUGAAGGCAAGGUACAUUUUUAUUUUAGAUCUGAAAAAAUCUCAAACAACUUGAGGAGUACAACUUUCUUUUCUUUUCAUUUUUCCAAAACUAUCUAAUCGAUCGACUCAAGAAAAUCAUAUCUGAGUCGACAGGUUCAAAGUUUGACUGCCAGUUCAUUGGGUUUAACAUCAAUAUGAAGCUGUUUUCAGCUCCUAACCACUCUGGAUUCUGGACCACUUCCCAGUUUCCCGGUUAAAACGACUGCUUUAUCAUUAGUCUAUGCGAAACACCUAAACCUAAAAGUAAGGUCACCAUAUUCUUUUCCGGCCUCAAGUGGUGCUGUUUGUGUUAAGUUCUUUUCGUACUCAUUUAUUUGAGCCCCUCUUUAUUGGAUUCUCAAUUCUUAGCAAUGGAAUGUAGCCCAAAUUUUAAGUCCUGCAUCGUUUGACAGCAGUAAAAUCCCCGUUAUACAAUUCCUCCGCCGUCCCCAAUUUCUCCCUCAGAUUUUGAGUUGCAAUUGAAUUAGUGUUCAGUUACCACAAUUUAUCUUGUUCAUGAAUCAAAGAAGGAUGAUGUACUGGUGAUUAGAUAAAAAUGAGAAGGAAGUGCAGGCUAUGGUGGCCAGUUUAUCUUUGCUCUAAAAAUGAACUCCGCAAUUCCAUGUUCUUGCUCGGUUGGUCUUUUUCAACUUCAGUUUCUUCGAUCGAUAUCAUCGUUGCUUUCGCUUUCAACGAGGCGGAAUUGUAUUCCUUAGUGGCUCCAGAUUUAAAUCUCCUCCAGGAUGCUGUGAUCCUAGCAAUGAACAGUGCCACAGCCACAAGAAUGUUCUUUCAGAGAAAUCUUCAUGCUAAAAGAUCUGCCUCACUUUUCUGCAUCCUUCGUUUGUUCAGUACCUUUGCAUGGAAACUGUUUGCUACAUCAGUGGCUUCACUAGCAACGUUCUUCUAUAUCAUUCUUCAGUUUCUCCAUGUUCUUUAUAGUAGUGUGUCACAAUCAUUUAUAUACAUUACAUUGGAAAAUGUAUUCAGCAACACUCGAAAAAAUAUUCAAAUUCGCUGCUUUCAGCUGUCGUAUUGGCCAAUUUUUCUCCAGGAUCUUGUUAUAAGGUCCCGGCCAUGUGUUGAAUUUGCGGAGAAAGCUGCAUUACAUAGGCACUCAAUGUGGUCUAGCAUUGUAGUUGAUGUUCUUAUUGGAAAUUUGCUUGGUCUUGCACUUUGGUUCCAGGCAGAACGUGCUUGCCAAUGGGUUUCAAACUUUGCUAAUGACAUCACGGACUAUUGGUUGCGUACUGGUUGUGUAUGGCUAAUGGGAAAUCCAGCGGGUUUCAAGUUGAAUGCUGAGCUAGCUGGGAUUCUUGGCGUGAUAUCUCUUAAUGCAAUGCAAAUAUGGUCUACCUUUUGGUUUUUUAUGGGCUUCGUCUUCAUUCAUUUUAUAAAAGGACUUGAUAUAUGUGGGAUUCUUCUUUUUUCAACAGUGGCAGCAGCUUUGAUAAUUGAUGUAAUAUCACUAGUUACCACUCAUGUUUGGACUCUUCACAUGUUUCUUUCACUUGUCUAUUCACAGCAGAUACAGGCGAUAGCAGCUUUGUGGCGCCUUUUCAGGGGCAAGAAAUGGAAUUCAUUACGUCAGAGAUUAGAUAGCUAUGACUACAGUGUGGAGCAACAUGUAGUUGGCUCUCUUCUGUUUACCCUACUUCUACUUCUACUACCAACCACAUCUGCAUUUUAUAUUUUCUUCACCAUUUUGAAAACAGCCGUGAGCUUUAUCUGCAUGGUUGUUGAGGUUGCUAUAUCUUUAAUUCACGCCACUCCGUAUGCCAAUGUAUUUCUUUGGUCAGUCAGGAAGAAAAGAUUUCCAUCUGGGAUUUGGUUUGAAAUUUUAUCUUGUGAACAAACUGCCAUUAAUUACUCAGAGAUCAGAUCUCCGGCAAGAACUAGUUCACCCAGUGGGAAGUUGCAAAAAACAACUGAUACUAGUGGCAGUAAAUCCAGUGUCUUGGUUUCAUUUCUUCACAGCAACUAUUUGACCUUGGGUAAGGCCUUGAGCUCACUUUCUUCUCCCCACCACCAAACUUGUUUGCCUUCUGAUUCUGGUUCUGUUUCCAUUUGCAAGUAA
Messenger RNA from Olea europaea var. sylvestris, 2392 nucleotides. RefSeq names its product N-acetylglucosaminyl-phosphatidylinositol biosynthetic protein gpi1-like. NCBI's taxonomy places the organism in Eukaryota, Viridiplantae, Streptophyta, Magnoliopsida, Lamiales, Oleaceae. Gene Ontology annotation, cellular component: membrane. The coding region runs from base 872 to 2392 and encodes 506 amino acids. The transcript has 7 exons. The record is from RefSeq and is a predicted model, not a curated record. Gene Ontology annotation, biological process: GPI anchor biosynthetic process.